Vicia villosa (hairy vetch) is the source of this 1485-nucleotide messenger RNA. Its product is annotated as probable sugar phosphate/phosphate translocator At4g32390. Gene Ontology annotation, cellular component: Golgi apparatus; trans-Golgi network; endosome. The coding region runs from base 53 to 1096 and encodes 347 amino acids. The transcript has a single exon. Lineage: Eukaryota; Viridiplantae; Streptophyta; Magnoliopsida; Fabales; Fabaceae. The record is from RefSeq and is a predicted model, not a curated record. Gene Ontology annotation, molecular function: antiporter activity.
UUCCCACUCCACCAAACACCAGCAUCUCAAAUCUCCUUCAUUCCCAAAAACAAUGGCACUAUCAGAAAGUGUGAUGAAAAAAGUGCUUCUUUCAUACACAUACGUAUCAAUAUGGAUUUUCCUAAGCUUCUCAGUGAUUAUCUACAACAAAUACAUCCUAGAUCAAAAAAUGUACAACUGGCCAUUCCCAAUAUCACUAACAAUGAUUCACAUGGCUUUUUGUUCCUCCUUUGCUUACAUCCUCGUCAAAAUCUUCAAACUUGUCGAACCAAUUUCAAUGUCUUUCGACAUUUACCUUAAAUCGGUUGUCCCAAUCGGUGCACUCUAUUCUCUCUCCCUUUGGUUCUCAAACUCCGCAUACAUUUACCUCUCAGUUUCAUUCAUUCAAAUGCUUAAAGCACUUAUGCCCGUUGCGGUUUACUCCAUCAGUGUUUCAUUUAAAAAAGAGUCUUUCAAAAAAGACACCAUGAUCAACAUGGUGUCUAUUUCGCUUGGCGUCGCUGUAGCUGCCUAUGGCGAAGCCAAGUUUGAUGUCUUUGGAGUUACACUACAGCUUAUGGCUGUAGCGUUUGAAGCCACUCGAUUGGUUUUAAUUCAGAUUCUUUUGAACUCUAAAGGGAUAAAAUUGAAUCCUAUAACAUCACUUUACUACAUUGCUCCUUGUUGUUUGGUUUUUCUGUCACUUCCUUGGUUUUUCAUGGAGUAUCCAUUAUUGAGGGAUAAGUCAAGUUUGGAAUUAGAUUUAUGGGUUUUUGGUAGUAAUUCUUUGUGUGCUUUUGCUUUGAACCUUGCUGUGUUUUUGCUAGUUGGGAAGACUUCAGCUUUGACUAUGAAUGUUGUUGGUGUUGUGAAGGAUUGGUUGCUUAUUGCUUUUUCUUGGUCGGUGAUUAAGGAUACUGUUACACCCCUUAAUUUGAUUGGUUAUGGACUUGCCUUUCUGGGUGUUGCUUAUUAUAAUCAUUGUAAGUUGAAGGCUCUUAAGACUUCUGAGGCUCAGAAAAGGGUUCAGCAUGAAGAUGAUACUGAAGCUGGGAAAUUGUUGGAAGAGAGAGAUGGGAAACAAGAUGAAGAAAAUUCAAGGAAUAAUGAGAAUUGAUGUAAUUUUUGGAUACAGAAAUUACUAUUCUUAUUUGCAUUAAUAUGUAUUUUACCAAACACAUUGAAUCUUCAAACCAUACUAUGGAUGGUGAGCAGAAUGGAUGGUUGUUAAUUUCGUUAACAGUGUUUUUUUUAAGUUCGUCUUAUUGUAGAUUUAAAAACCACGGCAACAUUGGAUUGAGAUGUGGUAUUCAUAUAAAAACGCAGAUUCAAGCGCAUGCUAAGAGCACUCAAAUUAAUGUGUUCUGGAAGCUACGGCAAUAAAACCUGUAACCGCAAAUAAUUACAGUUUCGAAAUGGUUGGCCAAUAGUGACUCGGCUAAUCUCACCUCAUUUAUAUUAGUUUGUAUUUUAUUAUUUAAUUUUGAUAAUUUAAAAUAUUAGUUA